Messenger RNA from Pseudoliparis swirei, 4540 nucleotides. Its product is annotated as proto-oncogene tyrosine-protein kinase Src-like. Gene Ontology annotation, biological process: progesterone receptor signaling pathway; bone resorption; negative regulation of extrinsic apoptotic signaling pathway. Gene Ontology annotation, molecular function: ATP binding; growth factor receptor binding; non-membrane spanning protein tyrosine kinase activity. Bases 424 to 2064 code for a protein of 546 amino acids. The record is from RefSeq and is a predicted model, not a curated record. Gene Ontology annotation, cellular component: extrinsic component of cytoplasmic side of plasma membrane. Lineage: Eukaryota; Metazoa; Chordata; Actinopteri; Perciformes; Liparidae. The transcript is spliced from 13 exons.
CUCCCCCCACCACCACCACACAUGCGAGGCAUGUCUUCCGCACAGCGCUCCUGCGUCCGCGCAUGAAUCCACCGCGCGGUCGAGUCUCCCCAGCGAAGCGGGCUACUCCACCGUAGAGCACCGCGGUGUGUUGGUCCCUCGGCCCAACCACCGCAGCCGCCCCGGCAGCUGUGCCCUCUGCUCCCGCUGCCAGUCCCCGUCAUGACCUCCCCUUCAUGCCGCUCUGACGAGAUUCGCUAAAUGGGGUUCGUGGGCGGCUCGAGGUUUCCAACCGCAACUGGCCAUCCGCUUCCAUUAUUUCUCUAAUGAGGACAGCCAUCGGGAUUUAACUCCGUUCCCCUCUGCGCGUAUUUGAUUUUUUAUUUAUUUUUUGUAUAGGGGGGAGAGAGCGGCUGCAUCUACAGACGCAUCAAAGGUCUGCAUAUGGGGGCGGGCAAGAGCAAGCCCAAGGAGCCGGGCCAGCGCUCCAUGAGCCUGGACGGCACCAUCGGCACCGGCUCCGACAGCGGCCACUUCCACCACCUGAGCCCGGCCCAGCAGACUCAAACGCCCAACAGGAGCCCCGCCGUCGGGACGGGCAGGCGUGGGCACCAAGGGCACCACCAGCUCGCCCCGACAAACACUCCUGAGCUGGCUCUGUUCGGAGGGGUGGACCACACGGGCACCAUCACCUCGCCCCAUAGAGGAGGUGUCACUACAUUUGUGGCGCUGUACGACUACGAGUCCCGGACAGCGUCGGAUCUGACCUUCAGGAAAGGGGACAGGCUGCAGAUUGUCAACAACACGAAAAAGUACAGCUUCAGAGAAGGGGACUGGUGGCUCGCUCGCUCCCUGACGACAGGAGGGAGCGGUUACAUCCCCAGUAACUAUGUGGCUCCGUCAGACUCCAUCCAAGCAGAAGAGUGGUAUUUUGGGAAGAUCACUCGGCGCGACUCCGAGAGGCUCCUGUUGAACUUGCAGAACAGACGAGGAACCUUCUUGGUGAGGGAGAGCGAGACCACUAAAGGGGCAUACUGCCUGUCGGUGCUGGAUUAUGACAACACCAAAGGCCUCAACGUUAAACAUUACAAGAUCAGGAAGCUGGAUAGCGGAGGUUUUUACAUCACCUCCCGCACGCAGUUCAGCAGCCUUCAGCAGCUCGUCUUCCACUACCGCAAGCACUCUGAUGGGCUGUGCCACGCUCUAUCGGACGUGUGUCCUGUGGCCAAACCUCAGACCCAGGGACUGGCCAGGGACGCCUGGGAGAUCACCCGAGAAUCCCUCCGCCUCGACCUUAAACUGGGACAGGGCUGCUUUGGAGAGGUCUGGAUGGGCACGUGGAACGGUACAACACGGGUAGCCAUUAAGACCCUGAAGCCCGGCACCAUGUCGCCAGAGGCCUUUCUUCAGGAAGCACAGGUCAUGAAGAAGCUCCGGCACGAGAAGCUGGUCCAGCUGUACGCUGUUGUGUCUGAGGAGCCCAUCUACAUUGUGACAGAAUACAUGAGCCAAGGCAGCUUACUGGACUUCCUUAAAGGAGAUGCAGGAAAGAUGCUUCGUCUUCCUCAGCUAGUAGACAUGUCUUCUCAGAUUGCCGCAGGCAUGGCCUACGUGGAGAGGAUGAACUACGUCCACAGAGACCUGCGCGCUGCAAACAUCCUGGUGGGAGACGGCCUGGUGUGUAAAGUAGCCGACUUUGGUCUGGCAAGACUCAUUGAAGACAACGAGUACACUGCGAGACAGGGAGCUAAGUUCCCAAUCAAAUGGACGGCCCCAGAGGCGGCUCUGUACGGUCGCUUCACCAUCAAGUCGGACGUCUGGUCCUUCGGCGUGCUGCUCACGGAGCUGGCGACUAAAGGCAGAGUCCCCUACCCAGGUAUGGUGAACCGCGAGGUGCUGGACCAGGUGGAGCGCGGCUACCGGAUGCCCUGCCCCUCUGAGUGCCCCGGCUCUUUGCACGAGCUCAUGCUCUCCUGCUGGAGGAAGGACCCAGAAGAGAGGCCUACGUUUGAGUACCUGCAGGGCUUCCUAGAGGACUACUUCACCUCCACGGAACCCCAGUAUCAGCCCGGGGAGAACCUAUAGAACCACACACUGAACCGAAACCCGUUGAAGGGGGGGGGGGGGGGGACGACCUGCACUAACCGACCUCAGAGGAGCGCCUGUGAAACUCAACUGGGAGAAACUUGAGAUUCUUCUGUGCAAACAAAACAAACAAGCGAGACACCUGCAGAAGUCCCAUCAUGUGCCAUAAAGAAACUGUUACCGAAGAACCCGCUCGCUCACCGCUGACUGAAGGUCUCCUUGCCGAAGUGAGGUUCAAGGCUGUGAACGAGAAGACUCCGGCUCUGAUUUGUGUGUUUUUGAGAGGUGCGACGGGCUCUACAGACGGAGCGAGGAGAAAAAGAAUAAAGCUUUUGCCUAAUAGAGAAGGUGAAGUCGUGUCUGGUACAUUUCCCCGCCCACAGAAGAGCACUGCCACUGUGGCUCAGGUGCCAAAGGAAAGUCUGUCUCUCUCUCUCUCAGCAUCCUUUCAUCUCCCUUCUGCCUCUCUUUUCUCUAUUUUCAGUAUCUCCCUCCAGUUUUCUCAAGUGCUGCUUCUUCAAAGUGUGUCCGAAUAAAUCGGCUCUGGAACUCUACUUUGCAUCUUUUAUUUAUGUUUCACUUGGACAAUAUGCGUCCUGUGGUUGACGGUUUUUGUUCAGUGGCAACAGGUUUCCGUGGUAAAUGUACUCAACAGGCAGGUUCUGUGACACUGAAAGUUCGGUCGAUUGAGUUAACAUUUGAAGCCUUUCUCUCUCUUGUCAAGCUGGAUCCCAUCUCGACAAUUAAAAAUGAUUCUGAAGUAUUGUUUUGAAUGCUCAUUGUUUUACCUUGAUUUCACUGGACCGUUGCAUUGACGAUAUUCAUCACUGUUGUGGAGGCACACAUGGGGUAACUUUCCUGAAACAUGUCUGACCUACUAAGAAGCUGAUAUGGAAACCAAUCAUAAUACUGUUUAAUAUUCAACUCGAACCAAGCUGGGGAAAGAUCCCGAGUAAAAGUGUCAAGCAAAUCACAUUGCUUUCCUGAAACCCAUGUAUAUAAUGUUUUAUCAUCAAGAGGGUGAGGGUAGGUCUUUAACAGGCAACUGUUUACUUACAUUUUACAAGAAAACUCUGCACCAUUUCCCCAGUAAACGUCACAGAUAAACCUUUUUAUCACAGAUUCAAACAGUUUUCAUUCACUUCACAGCAUUUGUGACCUUAAAUAUAUGCAAUCAGGCGGCCCUAAUGAAACUAACACUUUGAUCAGGUACCUCUAAUAAAACUGUGCUUAUGACUUUACUAUGAGAGUUGAUUUUAAAACCAGUUAGCAUGCUUGUGUGCCGUUCUUCUCUUGACCAUUGGCUGGGUUUAAUAUUUAUGCUGUACUGUACAGCAACAUGUGUAUGUUUACUUUACUCACGGUUCAGGUGAGGCGACGGGAACAUAAACUGACUUCUGAACUUUUGUGCCAUCAACCUCUAAGUUUUUUUUUUAAUAUCUAUAUAUCUUACCCACUGCUGCCAGUUCUCACUGUCAUUCUGUACAUACUGUAGCUCUUAGGGUUGGUUUUGUAUCAUGUAAGCCACUUUCAGAUGGCAGGUAUUUAUGUUGGCUGUCACACAUGUCACAGUGGUUUAGUUUAUGAAGUAGUCAAUGCAGCAACAGUAGAUAUACAGUUAGAGAUUGUUGUCAAACAUGAUGAAACGGUUAACAAAAUAUGAACCGUGCAGCAAUAAGAGAUGGUCCGUGCCCUCUAAAACCAUUCAGUUAUUAUUGCGCUGAUUAUUCAUCAUGACGGCUAAUUUAAUCAAUGAUGUGGACGAUUCUGGCGUUGAAGGCGAUUGGGUUGUGAUACGACGUGAACAAUGAGGUCAAAGAUGUAAAUAGUAUCUUAAACAAAUGACUGUGACUAUCAUGUAAUUUGUUUUUAUAAUUUUUCUUUAAUUGCAUCUCCACACUGAGGUUUUUACAGUGACGCACGCCUGGUCCCAACAUAUUUUAAUAACAUGCUACUGUAAAUGGGGCUUGAGGAAUGUUUUCUUUUUUAAUAAUGGACUUAUUAUUUCUGAAAAAGACAAUUGAAAAUUGGGCUUGACAUAUAUAUAUGUAUUUAUAUAUAUAUGUGUAUGUGUAUAUGUAUGUGUAUAUAUGUAUACAUAUAUAUAUAUAUAUUUCUGGGAACAUCUUAACAGUGCUUUCCUCUUAAGGAACUGGAAAUCCCCGUUUUUUGUUCUGACGCACUGAACUGGUACAAUGUGGAAGUUGAUGGGCUCAUGACUAAUGAGUAACAUUAAGGUCUAAUUGGAGUUUAUGUGCCAUAUAAAAGAAAUGUCUGUUUUUGUUUUGUUUUUAUGAAUCUAUGCAGUUUCGGUCUGGCCUUCCUGCAAAGUCAAAAUCAAGGAUCAUAAAGAAGAAGGUGUGAGCAUUUUGUAACAUAUUUUUGUCUUUUUGUUUCCAAUGUAAGAGAAUUUAAAUGGGUAUUGUGCCACUUUCUGUUGAUCUUUAAAUGUGCAAUAAAUUAUAUUUCAAACGUG